Molecule: messenger RNA, 1093 nt
Organism: Xyrauchen texanus (razorback sucker)
Lineage: Eukaryota; Metazoa; Chordata; Actinopteri; Cypriniformes; Catostomidae
Gene: gemin2
Product: gem (nuclear organelle) associated protein 2
Exons: 10
Coding region: 115-903 (262 amino acids)
Biological process (GO): spliceosomal complex assembly; spliceosomal snRNP assembly
Cellular component (GO): nucleus; spliceosomal complex; SMN complex
Source: RefSeq, a predicted model, not a curated record
CAAAAUGGAGAGGUAGACAAGCACGAGCGAGCGUAAAACACUGACGCAGUGAUGUUUAGUGUAUGAUAAAUGUUGAUUUGUUUUGAAAUAUAGAAAAUAAAAUAAAGAAAAGACAUGAAGUCAGACGCGGAGGAGUUGAUGCCCAGACUUUUGCCGGUGGAAACAUGCGACACAAAGGAAUGUAAUCCAACCGAACCCCCAAGAAAUCCUCAAGAAUAUCUCAGACAGGUCCAGAGAGAGGCGUCUCUUUGCCCAGAUGUUGUUGUUGCACAAAUUGACCCGAAGAAACUGAAGAAAAAACAAUCUGUGAAUGUUUCUCUCACAGGUUGUUUGGCUGCACCUCAGGGUUUCUCACCCAGUUUGACAUGGCAGCAGCAACAAGUCAGCAAAUUUUCAGAAGUCAGACAGAGUGUUAAUAAGCACCGUCAACAUUGGAAAUCUACAUUUUUGGAUGAUAACGUUGUGAUGCCAAAGCAUGAGGAUGAAGAUGGUUGGAAGAGGUUCUGCCUGGGUGAAAAUGUUUGUCUUGAUGUCCAGCUGAAAGAAGAAGAGACUGUUAACCCAGGUCUUGAUUAUGUCAAGACUGGAUUCCCACCUUUUCUGAGCAUUGUCAGCAAAUUAAACCAGUCAACAAUCUCAGCUGUGCUUGAGUAUUUAAUCAAUUGGUUUGAGGAGAGCGACUUUGUGCCACAGUUGGGCAGAUGGCUGUAUGCAUUACUAGCGUGCCUUGAGAAACCGCUGCUUCCUGAAGCACAUUCACUAAUCAGACAACUGGCAAGACGAUGCUCUGCAGUGCGUGCCAACCUGGAAAGCAAAGAUGAUGAUCGGUUGUCUGCUCUUAACUUGAUGAUUUGUAUUGUUGCCAGAUAUUUUGAGCAGAAUGAUUUGGCUGACAAAGACUGAAUGGCCAUGAAACCAAUGGAGGGAUGGAAAAUUCCUGUGAAUGCGAGGAAUCAUGAAAAAUUAUUAUCUGGAGAGAUUUAUACAGUGCCUUCCGCAGUUUUCUGAGUGUCAUGUACAGUACACCCAUUGCAACUGCAAUUAGUGUCAUUUGGAGCACUGGUAUUGUCAAAUAAAAAACUGUGGCAUUUUU